Messenger RNA from Aegilops tauschii subsp. strangulata, 684 nucleotides. RefSeq lists its product as uncharacterized. The record is from RefSeq and is a predicted model, not a curated record. NCBI's taxonomy places the organism in Eukaryota, Viridiplantae, Streptophyta, Magnoliopsida, Poales, Poaceae.
AUGUAUUGUCAAUGGAAACAAUUGCAAAUUGACGCAUCUGGACUUGGAUGGAAUGCUAAGCUAGGAACCAUUGAUGCUGAUACUGAUUGGUGGAACACUCACCUAAUGAAACACCCAGAGCAUGCAAAGUAUAGGAAUGCAGGACCACCCAACUUGGCUGAAAUGGACCUCAUGUUUGAUGACCGUCAUGUCACCGGUGCCGAGUCCGCUAUCCCCGGUGAGAUACCAUUGGACAAGGAGGAAGUCACUAUUGACGAUGACUCUGAUAGUGCAGAGGAUGAUGAAGAAGUCAUCAAAGCAAAACCAAAGAAGCAGCGCAAGACCAAGUCCUGUAAAGAUGAUUUUUCUGCUCUAGAUGAGAAGAACCCAUUUGUUCGGAUGUACAAGAAGGCUAGUGAUGCGAUAUGUGUAACGGCUGAAAGUAUAAAAGAAGCAUCUAGCUCCAGCAAGGCUCAUCCUCCCCCUUCUCCUCCGGUUGCUCCUGCCCCUCCUCCUCCGGUUGGCCCUAGUAUGAAUGAGGCAAUGGAGAUGGUUCGUGACUGUGGAGUUGAGGAAGGAACUCCUCUCUUUUUCUCUUCCAGCAUGCUUUUUAUGAAGCCUGAGUAUAGAGAAAUGUUUGCGUCGGUUCAGACCAAGGAAGGAAGGUUUGAUUGGCUCGAGAGAGCGCAUGAUUAUGCUAUGUAA